Porites lobata is the source of this 4228-nucleotide messenger RNA. NCBI's taxonomy places the organism in Eukaryota, Metazoa, Cnidaria, Anthozoa, Scleractinia, Poritidae. The record is from the annotation of a GenBank genome assembly.
CAAAUGGCGGGAUUGGUAGAGGAACUGUCAGGAUUGUCGAGUUGUUAAACUUACUUUGUGAGUUAAAAUAAUGAUAUUCUACCAUGGCCGCGUCCAUUACAGACGAGUGGAAUGUCCCGAAAAGUGAUGACGAGCAAGAUAGCUCUGAAGCCAAGGGAAAUAAAGUGGAAGACGAGCUGGAUAUUCCUUUAAAGGUUUUACUUCUUUACAGAGAAAUCGAGAAAAACGGUUUUAUUGAACUCAAAGUUAAGGAGUGCAGACGUAGUGUAAAAGAGAAUGUUGUACAGCCCUGCGAGGAAGAAAAAGGAGAAGAAGGAAAGGACAAAGUAAUCAAUUCAACUGCUGAAGAAACAAGCACUGUUCUUGAACCUGAUGGGAAACUGAAUGCGAUCUUUGCUGCUAACGUCGAGAAGGACAAGUAAGUCAGUACAAUCAUUAAUGUCAUGGAGAAAACAUUGAGAGCUAGAGAAUUCCACUGUUUUUGAUUCAUGAAAUCCACCUCUUUUUGCUUUUCUAGUAAAUCGAAUCAUUUCUGUUCUUAGUCUCAUUUCUGUACAUGUACGUUCGCAUACAAACUCCCCACGGGAUGUCAAAGCGUUUCCGGUUCCGCUUUUUGACAAUCCGGCUGCUCUUUCACUACACUACUGGUACUGACUAAAAACCUGUAUUCGGGCAAUUAACGUGUGGGAUUUCAAAAUAGAUGUGAUACAUUUGUGCCACGUAGCCACUGUUUUAGAGGUUAUAGCUUUGAAGUGGUUGGGUAUUCUGCAGUUAAGCCCAGUAUUGAUGUGACAUCAUGUUUGUGAUGAUCUUAUACCACAUUGCACCCCAGAAUAGGCCACUUGCACUAAGAGGUCACGUGGUCAAUGCUUCCUUUAAACAAUGAGUUGGAAUCUUGCUGAUGCCGAAAAUUGUUAGAGCACAUAAAAAUUAUCUUACACCCGAAAUUUGAGAGGAAAUGCAUUUAAGGGAGAUAUUUUAUGGCAGUUUGAUUUUUCAGGAAAGUAGUAUGAUUUGUAUCGGCCACCAUGUAAGAGGGCAUGCUUUUGCCCUCCAACAUGACAGCCAAAACUACUUCUUGCUUAUAUCUUGUUCAACGUUUCUUAGUUACGCUCAGAUGUGCUGUAAACGUUAUCACAUCAUCUUUUCAACAUUUUCCUUGAAGUGUAAGUGCAAAAUUUGUGUAAUUCAUAAUUUUAAAAAUUACAUUUUGGUCACAUGACCAUUUACGAACUUAUUCAUUUAAAGAAAAUGGUGCGGGUUUGAAAAACCAAAUCACCAUUAUUUUGUUUAAGAUAUGACCCACUAAUCGUUUUUCGCAGGCAAAAUCAUAUAACUUUCAUUUUCAUAAAAGCGAUGUCACAUGCCUAUUAGUGCACAUGGCCUAUCCCGGUGUAGUCAAUCAAACGUAAUCAAACUCCAGUUAUUUGAUUGACUUCGAUUGGGUUCGGAAAUCAAACAUUAACUCUACCCAAAUUUUGACAAUCAAACAGUGCUGUCAACUCUCACAGAUAAUCCGGGAGACCCCAGGCCCCGGUUGUUCAAACGUCGGAUAGCGCUAUCAACCGGAUAAAUCACUAUCCAGCGGAUAGCGUAAUUGAUUUCCGUAAUACUUAUCCGGUGGAUAGUGAUUUAUCCCGUGGAUAGCACUAUCCAAUGUUUGAACAACCAGGGUCAGAUUUUGGACCGUAUCUCCUGGUCUCCAGAUUAGAGUACAAAAUCUCCUGGAUAUUCUCCGAAGAUUGUCAUUCAGUUGUAGACUCGACUUUUUGAGAAUAAACUUUUAAAUAUUCUACGUUGUUUGAUCUAUUUUACUAGUAACAUCGAACAUUUCCUCAUAAACUUCAGUAUGGUAUAUUAUUUCAUUGUAAUAUAUGCAAUAAUUUGAAACAUCACAAAUUCAUGACGAUCAGGUCAACAAGUAUUUUUUGCACAAAUGAUGUCAUAUACUGUGCAAUAUGAUGUCAUCUAUCAUCCAUUUCCUAUCAAUUCUAAAUAUUUGAAGACAUGGGGGGUUGACAGCCCUGAUCAAGUGUCGUUGAAGGGGGUGUCUGUAAAACCUACAAAGAUCAAGUGAGGACCUGUAUGUAAAUCGAUGUAAAACAACAUGUGGAUAAUGGCUAACUUGCAACACACUUCCCCACAGUCCAACACGCAUAUUAUUGAUGGGCUUACAGAUCUGCCUUGUCUAUGCCAGAGGCCAGUUUUGGUGGACCCCACCCUUAACUGGACAACCAAGAGUUGGUCCCUGCUGUUAUUGUCAUUUUCCUUGACUCCCUGUACCUGUUAGGCAGAUGUCUGUCUUACACAGACACUUGAUGACAAUUAACCUAGCAGUGUCUGUCCUAAAAACAGUUGUCUGUAGGUAGUUUCGAAAACGAAGCACUCGAAAACGAAGACCGAAGCACGAAGCACCCAAAACUCGAAAACGAAGCACCCAAAUCUCGAAAACGAAGCACCCAAAUCUCGAAAACGAAGCACCCUAUCUCGAAAACGAAGCACCCAAAUCUCGAAAACGAAGCACCCUAUCUCGAAAACGAAGACCCCAAAAUCUCGAAAACGAAGCACUCAAAACUCGAAAACGAAGACCCCUAAAUCUCGAAAACGAAAACUCGAAACCACUGUAGGUUUAAUAAGUGCAACUUUACGUCUUACAUGACGCAAUCCGAAUCAGGUGGAGGCAGCGGAUGCGUCCGCACCUUCAAAGGUCCACAAAAUCCAUCCCAAGGUUUUAUAACCAAACUGUUUCACUGAACGUUUCUAGAUAGGAUAUCCUGUAUUAAUUUUAAUAUUAGUCUCGCUAUACUUGAUAUAUCUUACCUUAAUAUGCAUUUUUUCGGUACACAUACAUGUUUAUGUAGACUUCAAAACUGUCCGUCAGCAGAUUUUGGUAUAUUCAAGUACGCGUGAGCAGUAACACAAAAGGUCUGAAACGAGGCUGAAAACGGAGUGUGAGGCUCGCCAGACAUUUUACGCCCACGUUUACCAACUUCUUUACUGAUUUUGAGAAAAAAAAACCGAUUGUUUUGCAGUCUAACAUAUUGGAUAUCUAUGACACUGCGUGAUCAGAUCAGAUCAGAUCAAGGCAGAAUUUGUUCUAGGAUAACAGCCUGGGACCAGGCUCUAUGGUGGCGGGAACAGGAGAAUUCGUUAUCGUGCUUGAUUCCUGCUGUAUUAGCAUUGGACUGGUGUUUAUAAAGGACAGACCGGUUUCGAGUUUUUGGGUGCUUCGUUUUCGAGAUAGGGUGCUUCGUUUUCGAGAUUUGGGUGCUUCGUUUUCGAGAUUUGGGUGCUUUGUUUUCGAGUUUAGGGUGCUUCGUUUUCGAGAUAGGGUGCUUCGUUUUCGAGAUUUGGGUGCUUCGUUUUCGAGAUUUGGGUGCUUCGUUUUCGAGUUUUGGGUGCUUCGUGCUUCGGUCUUCGUUUUCGAGUGCUUCGUUUUCGAAACUACCGUUGUCUGUAUGCUUCAUUUGUAACCAAUGCUUAUUUUACAGGGCUCCUGAACCAUCAGCCUUUGAUUACAUGGAGGAAUCCAUCGACGAAACUUCACACAUUACAAGAAAAAUUCCAAAGACAGGUUUGUUUUGAAUUUUUGUGUCUUAAUGGCUACAGGGUUGAGCUUUAUAAAAUAAGCCCUAAUUACAACUGCUAAUGAAUGACAUUAGAAUAGAAUAAUAAAUAGAUAUUCGGAGUGAAAUCAAAUAUUAUUUUGUUAAACCCUCAAAACGUGUCAUGAGGAUAAAAUCUGGCAGAAAAAAUUCUUCUUUUAGUGGAGGAAAAAUGAUUCCUCAUCAAAAAGGUCACUUCCAAAAUGUCAAACCUUCAAAAGUCCUUGGGUGCUAAUUUCAAACCCAUCACUGUAAUUAUUAACCUGUAGUUAGUAACCUGGACCUGUGCCCACCCUGCCUCCUCAGAUUAAAGAGAGAAGAACAUUUUAAGAUUGCCUUUUAAAGACCACUUUUGUCAUGAACUCAUCCUGUUCAAAGGUUCUUAUUGUUUUUGUUGUUAGUAUUUAUUAAGUUUUCAGCAAACUGAUGUGAGUGAAAUCUUUUUUUAUUAUCCAUUAGAACGCCUUCAUAGAAAAAGAGUAGGAACACUAGAGAAUGUCAUUUCAGACUUGAAGCGGUUUAGAGACAUGGAUACAAAAGAGACAGAGAAUACAGAUAACAAAAGUGUUCUAGAGACAAAAUCUGAUACAACUGCUACAAAUAAAGACUCAAAAGGACUAUGA